Aspergillus aculeatus ATCC 16872 is the source of this 4078-nucleotide messenger RNA. RefSeq names its product aminophospholipid-translocating P4-type ATPase NEO1. Gene Ontology annotation, cellular component: trans-Golgi network; plasma membrane; endosome. The record is from RefSeq and is a predicted model, not a curated record. Lineage: Eukaryota; Fungi; Ascomycota; Eurotiomycetes; Eurotiales; Aspergillaceae. Gene Ontology annotation, biological process: phospholipid translocation; retrograde vesicle-mediated transport, Golgi to endoplasmic reticulum; endocytosis. The transcript has 2 exons. Bases 130 to 3891 code for a protein of 1253 amino acids. Gene Ontology annotation, molecular function: ATP binding; ATP hydrolysis activity; ATPase-coupled intramembrane lipid carrier activity.
GCGAUGCUUUGUUCGGGACAACCUGAAUGCGAUUUACUGUGACAUGAGAACAUUAUUGAACUCACAGCAGCUUCUGAAACCUUCUCUCGCAUGGAACGCCAUCAUUAAUCUUUCCCUGCCCUGCCUGUCAUGCCUUCAUUAUCCGAGUAUCCCCAUUCUUACGGCCGGUCCAGCAUCGCAGGCGAUUCUGGCUCGGAUGACGAUCUCGACCUAGAGGAGCUCGACCCAAGCACAACACAUCUUUACGGUGCACAUCGUUUAUCGAGGGAAGAAGACAAUCAACAAAGGAGUCGUGGUCCGGGCAUAGCGCUGCGGAACCUCCGCGUCGGAGUUGGGAACCGGUGGAAGCGAACCACCUCUGGAACACAUGGAGGACGGUUGGAGGAUACAGAGGGGUUGCUCGAGGACCAGGAUCGCGAUGACGACGGACUCAGAAGGUCGCACGCCAGUUCGCGCACAUACACCGACGAUGAUGCCCCGCUGCUUCACGCACGCCGGCGUAGCUCUGCUCGUUCUCUCAGGGAUGUGGAGCGGUUGUCGCAGAAGGGCCCACGGCGAUGGAUUCCAGGUCUCAAGGUUGCAGGCGCUUGGUUCGGCUCCUCUCACCCUCCAGCAGCAGAGGAUCUGAAUCCGACCGAGACCAAGCCUCCGCGCGAUGUGUUCGUCGGGCAAACGCAGCGGUUAAAAUACCCACCAAACAUUGUAUCGAACGCCAAAUACACCCUAUGGAGCUUCCUGCCGCGUACUCUUUACAACGAAUUCUCCUUCUUCUUCAACAUAUAUUUCCUCCUCGUCGCCUUGUCACAGAUCCUGCCUGUGCUCCGAAUCGGUUACAUGUCUUCAUAUAUCGCACCUCUUGCUUUCGUCGUUUCCAUCUCGCUCGGUAAGGAAGCUUUGGAUGAUAUUGGUCGCCGGCGCAGAGAUGCUGAAGCGAAUGCGGAGGAGUUUACUGUCUUGAGUCUCAGUGGGCCGGCAGGUGUUUUAGAGGUGACGAAGAGAUCAAGGGACCUGAAAGUCGGCGAUGUCCUGAAGGUUCGCAAGAAUCAACGCUUGCCUGCAGACGUAGUGAUUCUCCAGAGUCUCUCUAAUGACACUGCUGCUCGACGAAGCUCCGCCGUGGAACGACCUUCGAACCUGAUUCCGGACGAUCAUGGAGAUGAACCCAGCACAAGCGACGUGACAAAGGAAGCUAACAACUCCUCGGCCUGUGACACGUUCAUACGUACGGAUCAAUUGGAUGGAGAAACUGACUGGAAAUUACGUCUGCCGUCCCCCCUGUCUCAAAGUCUAGCCCUUCGCAACUUUACCCGACUUAAAAUCACCGCAAGCGCACCAGAUAGGCGGGUUAACGAGUUUGUCGGUACCAUCGAGCUGGGACCGUCCUCUUACGACCCGCACGUGGACAAAUCCAACCAUGAGCGAGACCAGGACGAUCAAGAGUCCCAGCCAAACUCCGCCCCUUUGACGAUUGACAACACCGCAUGGGCCAAUACCGUUCUUGCAUCUAAUACUAUUACUUACGCUGCUAUCAUCUAUACGGGGUCGCAAACGCGCGCUGCGCUGUCAACCUCUCCGUCACGAUCGAAGGUUGGACUACUGGAAUAUGAGAUCAACAACUUGACUAAGAUUCUGUGCAUUUUGACCCUUGCUCUUUCAAUUGUUCUAGUUGCAUUGGAAGGGUUUCAACCGACCAAUGACAAGGUCUGGUAUGUCGCUAUCAUGAUUUAUCUGAUCUUGUUCUCGACGAUCAUCCCGAUGAGUUUGCGGGUCAACUUGGACAUGGCGAAGUCGGUUUAUGGCCGAUUCAUUGAAAAGGACAAGGAUAUUCCUGGGACUGUCGUAAGGACAAGCACUAUCCCCGAAGACCUGGGUAGAAUCGAAUACCUCCUUUCCGACAAGACAGGUACCCUGACGCAAAAUGAAAUGGAGCUCAAGAAAAUCCAUGUGGGCACCGUCUCGUACGCCAAUGAAGCGAUGGAGGAGGUGACUUCCUACAUCAAGCAAAGUUUCUCAGGAGAUUUCCUCACCACGCCAUCGGCCGUGUUUGGAACGCAAGUGGGCUCCGGGGCGGCUCCCCGCACGCGGAGGGAGAUAGGCUCGCGCGUUCGAGAUAUCGUCCUAGCUCUUGCGCUUUGCCACAAUGUUACCCCCACUACCGACGAAGAGGACGGUGUCCAGGUUACCAAUUACCAGGCAUCGUCGCCCGACGAGAUUGCCAUUGUUCGGUACACGGAGGAUGUCGGUCUGAAACUGGCCUACCGCGAUCGACAGACCAUGGUUCUCGAGUCUACCCACACCGGCAACGUUGUUGUGCGGGCUCGGAUCCUCGAAUUGUUUCCGUUCACGUCCGAAAGCAAGCGGAUGGGAAUCAUCGUUCAAUUCGAGACCGAUGAAAGCAUCUUGGACUCAUCCAAGAACGAAAACGAGAUCUGGUUUUAUCAGAAGGGUGCGGACACCGUCAUGACCACGAUUGUCGCUGCCAACGAUUGGCUUGAUGAAGAAACUGCCAAUAUGGCUCGUGAGGGCCUGCGGACUCUGGUGGUCGGAAGGAGGCGACUGUCCGAGCAACAGUACGCAGAAUUCACUACAAAGUACAGACAAGCGUCGCUGGCCCUACAAGGAAGAGAUGUAGGUAUGGCCAAGGUGAUUGGCGAAUACCUGGAACGGGAUCUAGAGCUUCUCGGGGUGACUGGUGUGGAGGACCGUCUCCAGAGGGACGUCAAGCCCUCCUUGGAGCUUCUCCGCAACGCUGGAGUGAAGAUUUGGAUGUUGACAGGAGACAAGGUCGAAACCGCACGUUGCGUCGCGAUUUCCGCCAAAUUAGUCGCUCGUGGACAGUAUAUCCACACAGUUGCCAAAGUCAAAGAUAAGUCUACGGCUCAAGAAGCCUUAGACUUUCUGCGCAACAAGACCGACUGUUGCCUCCUCAUUGACGGCGAAUCCCUUGCUCUCAUGCUAAGCCAGUUUCGCUCAUCCUUCAUCUCUGUCGCCGUGCUUCUCCCCGCCGUUAUCGCUUGCCGCUGCUCCCCAACUCAGAAGGCCGAGGUCGCCGACCUCAUCCGCCACUACACUAAGAAGCGUGUCUGCUGCAUUGGUGACGGUGGUAAUGAUGUCUCCAUGAUCCAAGCUGCGGACGUGGGUAUCGGUAUUGUGGGCAAAGAAGGCCGACAGGCCUCUCUUGCUGCGGAUUUCAGCAUCACGCAGUUCCACCACCUCACUAAGCUUCUGGUCUGGCACGGGCGCAACUCGUAUAAACGAUCCGCCAAGCUGGCGCAGUUCAUCAUGCACCGUGGUAUCAUUAUCAGCGCCUGCCAGACCAUGUAUAGCAUUGCCAGCCAUUUUGAUCCCAAGGGCCUGUUUAUCAACUGGCUCAUGGUGGGGUAUGCGACGAUUUACACCAGCGGGCCAGUUUUCUCACUCGUCUUCGACCGGGAUGUCGACGAAGAACUGGCCAACCUCUACCCGGAAUUAUAUAAAGAACUCAAAACGGGGCGCAGCCUCAGCUACCGCUCCUUCUUCACCUGGGUCUUUGUAUCCGUCUUUCAAGGGGCGGUGAUUCAGGGCUUGUCCCAGAUCCUCCUGGACACGAUCACGGGCCCUCGUCUCAUCAGCGUCUCCUUCACCGCGCUGGUCAUCAACGAACUCCUCAUGGUUGCCAUCGCCAUCACCACAUGGCACCCUUUCAUGAUCUUCUCGAUCAUCGGCACCGCCCUGGUCUACGCCGCGAGCGUCCCCUUCCUUGGCGACUACUUCGAUCUCGCGUACAUCAUCACCCUGGAUUGGCUCUGGCGCGUCGUCGCUGUUGUUGCCGUGGCGGUCGUGCCUGUCUGGGCCGGGAAACUGAUCAUGCGGUCCUGGAGUCCGCCCAGUUACCGGAAAGUUCGGGGGUGAUUGGCCCAUAUUCAUCCUCUCAACCUGACUCUUUCCCUCUGCCCGGUCACACCUUGUGAAUUGUAUAGGUAGCUUGCUUACGGACCGUUGUCACCAGCGAUCAAUCAAUCACUACACUUAAUCUCAAGUCCAAUGGGCUGCUUAGCUAGCACACUGCGGUCCAUAGACACACUCCGAAAUGACACAC